AUGCAAAAGUUUCGGAAGCUGUCGUAUGGCACACGACUCGGCAUGCACUCACCCCGCGGCGACUACGAGCCGGAGGGCAUCACGUAUCCCCACAGCAGCACCAGCGGUGGCGUAGGUGUACUGGGCGGCGGCGCUGAGGGAGAGGAGCAGGCGGGGUUGGCGGAGCGCGUCGGACUUCUCAAGCGCCUGAGCGAGUGGUUUUACCGUUUCACCAGCAUGCGUGGCGGAAAGCUGGAGCUGAACUGCGUGUGCUGCGAUCACAUCGGCGGCAACUACGCUACCUAUCACACCACAGCUAAUGUUUAG
This is a messenger RNA of Leishmania braziliensis MHOM/BR/75/M2904, 306 nucleotides long. RefSeq lists its product as hypothetical. The record is from RefSeq and is a predicted model, not a curated record. The transcript has a single exon. Lineage: Eukaryota; Euglenozoa; Kinetoplastea; Trypanosomatida; Trypanosomatidae. The coding region runs from base 1 to 306 and encodes 101 amino acids.